Messenger RNA from Helianthus annuus (common sunflower), 2862 nucleotides. RefSeq lists its product as uncharacterized. Lineage: Eukaryota; Viridiplantae; Streptophyta; Magnoliopsida; Asterales; Asteraceae. The transcript has 3 exons. Bases 1 to 2862 code for a protein of 953 amino acids. The record is from RefSeq and is a predicted model, not a curated record.
AUGACCGCCAUCACAAAUUCGUGCCAGUUCCAUGGUCGUGACGACGAGGACGCCCCCGCGCAUAUCAAUCGCAUCACUUGUCUCUGCAGCACCUUCUCCAUCGAGGGUGUCAAUCUUGAUGCUAGGUAUCUUCAGGUUUUUCCGUUCUCACUUGCCGGACGCGCAGCCGUCUGGUUCGAUUCCCAGCCUGCUGGCACUUUCACUACUUGGGCAGGCCUUCGCGAUGCAUUCUUAGCCAAGUAUUUUCCGCCAGCCAAGGCAUCUCGCCUUCGUGACCAGAUUCAUUCAUUUCGUAUGGAGCCAGAUGAGCCUUAUUACUUAGCUUGGGAGCGUUUUCAGACCCUGAUUACCCGUUGUUCUCAGCAUGGUCUAUCUGACUGGGCCUUAGUAGAGAAGUUCUACAAUGGACUUACUCCUGAGAUUAGAGCUCGUUUCGAUACUUCAGCAGGAGGUCAGCUUAUGGGAAAGAAGACAGUGGCGGAGUGCAAUGAUUUGUUUGAGAGUUUUGCCCACUCCGAUAUGGACUACAGUACUACCAGCAGGACUUCCAUUCCUGUGCGUACCACCUCGGCCGGUCGAGGGGUAAACCAAGUUAGCUUGGAUUCAUCGGUAGCUGCUGCAGUCGAGAGAGCGAAGGAGGAGUUGAGGCAAGAGAUGAGGCAGGAGUUGAAUGAGAUAAAGAAGAAAGUCGAUAGGUGUGAGGUUUGUCGAGGAGGACAUGAUACUAUAGAUUGUCCUACGAUCACUCUUGAGCAGGUAGAGUACAUAGCCGGUCAGUCUAGGGGUCCCACGAAUCCGUUCAAUAAUUCUAAUUCCAACUGGCGCGGUAGUGGUAAUUCGAGUGGUUAUCGUUCGUCUGGAAAUCCUCCUGGAUUUCCAUCUGGUCAGUAUCAGAGUAGAGGGCCCGGUAUUUACACGCAUUCUGGUUCAGGGCAGUUUGGUGGGUCAGGUUCGAGUGGUCAGUUUUCGAGUGGAGGACCGACUCAGGAGAGUCAGGGUAGUGGGAAGGCUCCUGAGGUUAGCACGAACAGGUUGGAGGAGAUGUUCGCCCAGAUGAUGACGCGGACCGAUGCGUUCAUGAAAAAUCAGGAGCAAAUUAAUAAAAACAACGAGCUCCAGUUGAAGAAUCAGCAGGCCGCCCUCCUCGAUCUUCAGAGGACAGUAGGCGGGCUUGCUAAACAGUUGCAGGAGUACCCGCCGGGUCAGUUUUCGGGAAACACUUUCACGAAUCCCGCAAAUCAGUCAGCGAAGGCGAUUACGACCCGUAGUGGGAAGAGUUUGGGAGAGGUAGUGAGAGAAAGAGAGGUUGAAGAGGUAGAAGAGGAGGUCGAUGAGGAGAUCGAGAUGGAGGCUCCAGGCAAGUUGAAGAUAAAUCUUCCGUUCAUCGAGGCACUUCAGUCUAUGCCUAAGUACGCAAAAUUCCUUAAAGAUCUUUUGAAGCGUAAGGAGAGAAUCGGUGAGCUUUCGAAUAUUCCAUUGACAGGAGGUUGUUCUGCGGUAGUCUUGAAUAAGCUACCAGAGAAGUUGACCGACCCUGGCACAUUCACGAUUCCAUGUCUCUUUGGGGGAGCCGUUACCCCUGCUCACGCCUUAGCCGAUUUAGGGGCCAGCAUCAAUCUGAUGCCAUUCUCGUUGUAUGAGCGACUUGGUCUAGGAGAGCUUACACCCACACGCAUGUCAUUGUCCUUGGCUGACCGAUCAGUCAAGUAUCCUCGUGGGAUAGUAGAGAAUUUGUUGGUUAAGGUUGAUAGGUUUGUGUUCCCAGUAGACUUCGUUGUGCUCGACAUGGAGGCCGAUGAGAGAGUUCCUAUUAUUCUAGGCCGUCCAUUCCUUCGAACCGCAAAGGCGAUCAUCGACGUCUUUAACGGUAAGAUUUCUCUUCGUGCGGGUGACGAGAUUAUCACAUUCGAGAUCGACCGAGCGAUGCAGCAUCCUAGCGGCCGUGAUGAUGAUGUUGGGCCGUGUCAUUCCGUUUACUUUCUCAAUUCAUUCAUAUCUUGCGUCGACACGUGUCUUGAGUACAUUAGUGGAGCCGAUCUGGUAGGUGAGGGAGUGGUUGACGAGCAUUCUGAGGAUGAGGUAGAUGAGGUAGAGGAGGAGCAAUUUGAUGAGAGUGACGAGUUCAGUGCUCAGCCGUUAGAGCUCGAUGCGAUUAGUGAUGAGAGUACUCCUGUAGAGAUUCCACCGCCUUUAGAACUUAAGGUUCUUCCUUCACAUCUCGAGUACGCGUUUCUAGGAGAGAAGCCGAGUAUGCCUGUCAUCAUUUCUUCAAAGUUGACAGAGGAGGAGAAGGCGAGGUUGAUUGAGGUGCUUAGAGAGCACACUGAUGCGAUUGCAUGGAGGCUAUCCGAUAUCAAGGGCAUUAGCCCUACUUUUUGCACGCCUCGCAUUCUGAUGGAGGAUGUCUUCAAGCCUGUAGUGCAGCCGCAGCGUCGGUUGAAUCCGAAUAUGCAGGAGGUAGUGAAGAAGGAGGUGAUGAAGUUGUUGGAGUCUGGUUUGAUCUAUCCUAUUUCUGAUUCAGCUUGGGAUAUGGUCGAGAGUUCGAUGGAGGUUUUUAUGGAUGACUUCUCAGUGUAUGGUAGUUCUUUCGAUCAGUGCUUGACGAAUCUUGAGAGGAUGUUGAAGAGAUGUGUGGAGACGAAGUUGAUGCUGAACCGGGAGAAGUGUCACUUUAUGGUGACUGAGGGGAUUGUGCUAGGGCACAAGAUUUCGAGAGCUGGUAUUGAGGUUGAUAGGGCGAAGAUAGAUACGAUUAGCCAGCUCCCUCCGCCGACUAGUGUCAAGUCGGUUCGUAGUUUUCUCGGUCAUGCGGGAUUUUAUAGGCGCUUCAUUAGGGAUUUUCCAAAAUCACUCGCCCCAUGA